Messenger RNA from Carya illinoinensis, 510 nucleotides. RefSeq lists its product as uncharacterized. The record is from RefSeq and is a predicted model, not a curated record. The coding region runs from base 1 to 510 and encodes 169 amino acids. The transcript has a single exon. NCBI's taxonomy places the organism in Eukaryota, Viridiplantae, Streptophyta, Magnoliopsida, Fagales, Juglandaceae.
AUGGAAGAAGAUCUCACCAAGAGGUGGGAGAGACUCCAACUGUCAACAGAGGAAACCAACAUGGUUAAAAUCACAGCAGAAGAAUCAAAAGAUACCAAGCUGAGAGGUAAGUGGUGCCUUGUGGGUAAGGUUCUGUCUGAAAAGGGAGUCAACAACGAACCAUUCAGAAUCACUAUGUCCCAAAUCUGGAGGCUAAAUGGCUGGGUCAAAUUCAAAUAUCUAAACGAACAAGUCUUCCUCAUUGAAUUCCAAUCAGAACAGGAUCUGAGAAAGGUCUUGGGAGGAAGACCAUGGGUUUUUGAUAGGAAUCUGCUCACAUUGCAGGAGGUUAAUGAAAAUGAAUCGAUAAAUGCUUUACAGUUUCGGUAUGAACCCUUCUGGGUACAAUGCCAUAAUUUUCCUCUAACUGCAAUGAAUGAGACCAUAGGAGAGAAAUCUGGAUCAUCAUUUGGCCAUGUUGUCUGGGUAGAAUCAGACUCUGAUGGCCUAGCUUUGGGCCGAUGCUUGUGA